Messenger RNA from Oryza brachyantha (malo sina), 613 nucleotides. RefSeq lists its product as uncharacterized. NCBI's taxonomy places the organism in Eukaryota, Viridiplantae, Streptophyta, Magnoliopsida, Poales, Poaceae. The record is from RefSeq and is a predicted model, not a curated record. The coding region runs from base 76 to 330 and encodes 84 amino acids. The transcript has a single exon.
CGUGCUCAUCCAUCCGCGGCGAGAGAAGCUGACCAAGCGAGGAAGACGAGAGGGCGUCGGCGACUCGGCGGCGUCAUGGCGAGCCCGGUGUUCGAGCCCCACGGCGGCGCGGCGGUGGCGGUGGCCGGGGUCGGCGGCGGCGACGUGGCGUUCUGCGUCGUCAUCCUCUGCCUCUCCGUGCUGUCCAUGAUCAUCUUCGCGGUCUCCACCGACGGCGGGGGGCGGCGGCGCUCCGGCCGGGCGAACGGGCCGGUGUUCGUCGGCGGCAGGGGCUGCGGCUGCGGCGGCCACCGCUCCGGCUCCUGCGUCUGCGGCACCUACCUCUCCUGAGUCCUCGUCACCGCCGCGCGCCCAGCCAGAGGAAGCUAGCUGCCGCCGUGAUCGCUCGCCGCCGGCGAGCUGUACAUGGAGCUGUCCCCGGCGCCGGCUUUGCUCUGCGAAUCCGUAUGGCUAGCUACCUUUUUUUUUGUUGUUUUUUUCUUCAGAGAAAAAAAAUGAAAUAAUUACUACUCCUACAGCUACUGCACACAGCAUGAGUAGCAAUUACUAACUGUAAUGAGAUGGAGUACUGUAAAUUGUAACCAAGUCUAAUAAUAAUCAUUAGUGAGAAUCA